AAACCAAACCUCUGCUUCCGGGUCAGAGCCAUGGCGGUGGCAAAUUCAAGCCCUGUCAACCCCGUAGUGUUCUUUGAUGUCAGCAUUGGCGGCCAGGAGGUUGGCCGCAUGAAGAUCGAGCUUUUUGCAGACGUUGUACCUAAGACAGCUGAGAACUUUAGGCAGUUCUGCACUGGAGAAUUCAGAAAAGAUGGAGUGCCAAUAGGAUACAAAGGGAGCACCUUUCACAGGGUCAUAAAGGAUUUCAUGAUUCAAGGUGGAGAUUUCGUUAAUGGGGAUGGUACCGGAGUUGCCAGUAUUUACCGGGGGCCAUUUGCAGAUGAAAAUUUUAAACUUAGACACUCGGCUCCAGGCCUUCUUUCCAUGGCAAACAGUGGUCCCAGUACAAAUGGUUGUCAGUUCUUUAUCACCUGCUCUAAGUGCGACUGGCUGGAUGGGAAGCAUGUAGUGUUUGGAAAAAUCAUUGAUGGGCUUCUUGUGAUGAGAAAGAUUGAGAAUGUUCCCACAGGCCCCAACAAUAAACCCAAGCUGCCGGUGGUAAUCUCACAGUGUGGGGAGAUGUAGUUCAGACCAAGACUGAGUCAGAUUGUCCCUUGCUCUGGGUGAUGUUCUUGAGUCAGAUAGGCUGGACUGGCCUCUCUGUUUGCUCUCCUGCCUGCUGUGACCGUGUUUGAUCAGAAGACCCUGGAAGUAUCACAGAUUCCGAACUACAAUUGUCUGUGCUCAAAUCUUCAACUGUAAAUAAAGGUUUUUGUUUUGGUUUGA
This is a messenger RNA of Sciurus carolinensis (gray squirrel), 765 nucleotides long. RefSeq names its product peptidylprolyl isomerase H (gene Ppih). The record is from RefSeq and is a predicted model, not a curated record. Gene Ontology annotation, biological process: protein peptidyl-prolyl isomerization; protein folding. NCBI's taxonomy places the organism in Eukaryota, Metazoa, Chordata, Mammalia, Rodentia, Sciuridae. The transcript has 10 exons. Gene Ontology annotation, cellular component: intracellular membrane-bounded organelle. The coding region runs from base 31 to 564 and encodes 177 amino acids. Gene Ontology annotation, molecular function: peptidyl-prolyl cis-trans isomerase activity.